Molecule: messenger RNA, 2091 nt
Organism: Ornithodoros turicata
Lineage: Eukaryota; Metazoa; Arthropoda; Arachnida; Ixodida; Argasidae
Product: monocarboxylate transporter 5-like
Exons: 5
Coding region: 409-2058 (549 amino acids)
Biological process (GO): transmembrane transport
Cellular component (GO): membrane
Molecular function (GO): monocarboxylic acid transmembrane transporter activity
Source: RefSeq, a predicted model, not a curated record
GUCGGAGCUCCUUAUCGACUUCUUUUUUUGCACGAACAUUAGCAGGCGAUGUGAUAGAAUGCGAGCGUUCUUUAACUAGCGCCAAGUUUACCCUGUUUAUAAAAUGCGCGCAGAGAGUAAGGUCUCAGACGAACAGCGCGUUAUUAUCAUUUCCCCUUAUUACGCGAACGAACGCAACCGGCAAAGAAACAACUACAGUUUCCUCCUUCGAGUGACACAGCUUGUUUGUGACCUUGGUUAGAAGGAGGCUCUCCCGGUCGUGUCUAGGAUACCCGUGCGCCUCAUAUAUUCCCAUUUCUCGGGAAAAAAAAAAAAGGGAAGAGAAAAGGACAUCAUCCGUCGGCGUGAGAAAACUCAAACUUGGAAAACCUCUCACAGCGGGAGGAAAACGGUGACCGACGAAAGCACAUGACGAACAGAAACGAGAAAAUAGUUCCAGACAGUCCAUGGUCUUGGGUGGUGGCCGUGGGUUGUUUCUGGAACCUCAUGUGGUUGAGCAUAGUGAGAAGGUCCGGCGCAAUCGUCUUCGUUGCGCUGGUCUCCGAGUAUGGCGCCACCAGAGAGCAGGCCACCUGGGUCAUCAGCGUCAGCUUCAGCGUGGCUUGUCUAUUCGGACCAGCAGUGGGGGUUCUGGCCAAGUUAUUCUCAACCAGAGCGAUUUGUCUGGUUGGCUCUUUGGUGCUUAGUAUUAGCACUAUUUUAUGUUUCGCCGUCAACGACAUUUCUUCGUUCAUCAUCUUGCUUGGCGUAUUCAACGGAAUCGGCAUAGGGGUUGCUCUCGUCAUCAACGACAUUGUCAUCAACCAAUACUUUAAAAAGUAUCGAGCCUCGGGCGCAGGAAUAAACUAUAGCGGCGGAACGCUUGCGGCAUUUGCAUUUCCCCCGUUGUUCCAGAUGCUGAUAGACCACUACGGUUCAAAAGGAGCAUUUCUCAUCUCUGGCGGACUGUGUCUAAAUUCGCUUGCCGGUCCUCUACUGUACAGAGAUCCCCCUCACAACAAAGUCGCACCAGUUCAAGCACCGAUCAUCGACAAUGUGCAGCCCAAUAAAGAUGGAACAGACGACAAUGGAGUCGACCAGGAAGGAGCUCUUCGUGAAACAACUGGAAACAACGAAUGCUCGGGGGACAGAAAAAUAGCGUGGAUCGAUGAUCCGCAGGAAGCCGCUCAAGGGCCGGUUCUUCAAGAAGGCUCCAAACGAGACGAGACCACAGCGGAUCAUUUAGGGAGCGUUGUCAAAAGGAAAAUAUGUGAUGUCCAGCCAGAAAAUUCGUCAGCUCAUUUUUAUAGCAUUGAGGAGCAUGACACAGAGCAGACUCUACUCGAUCAUUCCAAGCUCCAAGAAGAAAAUGGAAAAGUGCAGAUAGACGACAUCCAUAGCACGUCGUCUGCAAAAAAAGACAGAAACUGUGCGCCAGUAUUCAGUAUGUGCGCAACACACUUCGCAUUCAUGAAGUACCAGGCGUUCUACCUGGUAACCAUAGGUGCUGUCUGUAGCAUAUACUCUUUGUUGGUGUUGGUUGUCUUGGUGGAUUUUGCGGAAGAGAAAGGCUUCUCCAGACAAGAAGGUGCCGUGAUGCUGUCUGUAACGGCUGUCGGAGACGCCUGCGCGAGACUGCUCUCUGGGAUAGCGUCUGAUACGAAGUGUCUGGAAAGGCGCACGAUGAUGUGUGCCAGCAACCUUUUGACUGGAAGCAUUUGCAUCGUGUUUCCGUUAGUUUACUCAUUCCCGUGGCUACUCGCGCUAUGUGCCGCGUUCGGGUGGUCUAGCGGUUGUGUAGUGGUGCUCUUUGGACCUAUCAUGGCUGACUCCGUGGGUCUUCAGAACUUUGGCAUGGCCAAUGGAAUUAGCAGGUUCGCAAUGGGAGUGGCGUACUUCGGAUGCCCAAAACUAGCAGGACACUUCAAGGACAACGUGGGAUCUUACACAGGACUGUUUUACUUCAUUGGAGUGUGUUGUCUCUUCGUUGCCAUGCUAUGGUUAUGCGAGAUCGUUCGGAGAAAAAUAAAACAACGCGCUGGUCGAAGCAUAAGUGCUGGAAACGCAGUAAUGACCUGAAUAAAUGAAUUAUAUGCUACACGCUUUAUUUCA